Vespula vulgaris is the source of this 6609-nucleotide messenger RNA. RefSeq names its product TOX high mobility group box family member 3-like. The record is from RefSeq and is a predicted model, not a curated record. Gene Ontology annotation, biological process: regulation of transcription by RNA polymerase II. Bases 1142 to 2950 code for a protein of 602 amino acids. Gene Ontology annotation, molecular function: chromatin DNA binding. Gene Ontology annotation, cellular component: nucleus. The transcript is spliced from 12 exons. Lineage: Eukaryota; Metazoa; Arthropoda; Insecta; Hymenoptera; Vespidae.
ACCCGGAGGAUUCGCUGGCCUGUCGUCGCGUCGAAUACGCCCGAGAAUCCUCUCUCGAUCACGUGAGAGAGAAAGAGAGAGAGAGAGAGAGAAGAGAGAAAGAGAAGAACGAGAGAGAGAGAGAGAGAGAGAAAAAGAAAGAAAAGAGGACGAACGAGUUGAGCCCUCUUGGCUAUACGGAGGACCAAUAACUUAAUCGUCGCCACGUGUCGUCGAACUUGUCCUUUUCUUCUUUUAUCUCAUCGGCUUUUUUCGUCCUCCUACGACAUUGUCAUUAAAAAGGAAGAGAAGAAGGACGGACGCGGAAGAAAGAGAGAAAGAGAGAGAAAGAAAGAAAACGAAAGAGAGAAAAGAAAGACAGAGAGACAGAGAGAGAGAGAGAGAGAGAAAGAGCGGAAGGUGGUGGAUCGUCGGGCGAUGGGGUGGGGAGGCGAUCUCGCGAGACAGUCGGGACGAUCGAAAGUAAUCCGCCAUGUCAGGGGGACGCCAUAAUAUCGUUGACGAGAAGCGUGCGAUAAUCGCUGGAGGCGUUCGAUGAUCUUUCGAUAAUCGAUCGAUAGGAUCGUAUCGUGUUACGUUCGUUGCUUCGUUCGUUCGUUCGGAAGAGAAGUAGACGCCGGUAAACUCGUUCGUUCUUUCGUUCCUUCGUUUGCUCGCUCGCUCGCUCGCUUGCUCGCUCGUUCGUUCGUUCGUUCGUUCGUUCGUUCGAGCCGAAGGAAAAGCCGAGUGUUCGCGAUACAUUCGUUCGUUCGUUGGUUGGUUCGUUCGUUCGUUCGUUCGUUCGUUCGUUCAUUCGUACGUUCGUUCGUUCGUCGUUCGUACGUUUUCGAUCUCGUGUCGCGACGAUUCGAAAGAGAGUGUAAACGUGCAAACAAAAACCAGAAACGUAACGACGAUCAUCGUGGUAGAGACGAAAAAAAGGAAAAGGAGAGAUAGACAGACAUAGAUAGAGAGAGAAAAGGAAAAAAAGGGCUCGAUCCUCGUUCGAUCCCUCGAAAGUGUUGUUGUUAAUCGUGGAUGGCGAACAUACGUGUUGAAGAAACAACGAGGAUCGUACGAUGAGCGACGGUAUUGCCGGUGCGAUCGCGAUCAGUUUAUUCGGACUCGUAUUCCAGGAGACGAGAAGAAGAGGAGGGACAGCAUGGACACAGCGGGUUACUCGGUUCUCUCCAACGACGACGUCUGCAGAAUGUUCGAUCAGUAUUCCUAUAAGAGAAACGACAAUCUCGAUUUGUCCUUGAACGACGGCUACAAUAUGGCUGACCAGACAUUUCACACGCCGAGUUUUGGGGAUGAGGUAUUCGACAUUCCACCGAUUCAUCCGCAUCCACAUCAGCAACAUCAGCCGCCGCCCCAGCAGCAACAACAACAGCAACCUCAGCAACAGCAACAACAGCAUCAUCAACAACAUGAUCCCAUGCACGGGUAUCAGUCGCAGAUGAUACAGUCCGCUGGAAUGCAGCAAUCUCCGGACGGCCUCAGUCUCGAUCCCGGUGGGUACCAACAACCGUUGUACCUGCAACAGGAACACUCGAUGCAGGCCAUCAAUGUCAGUUCAGCGUACAGUAGUCCUCAAGGAUCGUACACGAGCAUGAGCUCGCCGCGUCAACAGCAUAGCAAUUUGUUGUUACUUCAACAACAACAGCAACAACAACAACAGCAACAACAUCAACAGCAGCAACAACAUCAACAACAAGUGCAGCUUCAACAUAUGCAAUAUAUGCAUUCUCAGCAACAACAGCAACAACAACAACAACAACAGCAACAACAACAGCAGCAACAGCAACAACAACAACAACAACAACUUCAAUUACAAUAUAGAAGCCCUACCGGUGGAAGUCCUCCUGCUAUGCAAUCAAACAUUCCAGAAAAUAAUAACAAUACUACGACCAGCGAAGAUAGCGACGACAGCACUCCUCAUUCGGGGACUAUCGCAGGUAUUAAACGACCAUCACCGGAACCAACCGAUGUCGGAGCUAAAAAUCAGAGAAAAACUAAAUCACAAAAGAAGAAGAAGAAGAGGGACCCUAACGAACCUCAAAAACCAGUGUCGGCUUACGCUCUCUUCUUCAGGGACACACAAGCAGCGAUCAAAGGACAAAAUCCUAACGCUAGUUUCGGCGAAAUUUCGAAAAUCGUUGCAUCAAUGUGGGAUGCUUUGGAGAUCGAACAUAAGAACGUUUAUAAGAAAAAGACUGAAGCGGCUAAGAAGGAGUAUUUGAAGGCGUUGGCAGCGUAUAGAGCAUCCUUGGUUAGUAAAGGAGCUGCAGAGAAUGAACAGCAACAGCAACAGCAUCAACAACAACCACAACAUCAGCAACAACAGCAGCCACAAGUGCAGUACACCGGAUACGCUAGUUAUGGUGGAAAUGGCGGACAAGGAAACGUUGCAUAUGAAGUUUAUAGUCCUCAACCUCAACCACCGUCGCCUCAGCAACAACAUCAACAACAUCAGCAUCAACAUCAGCAACAGCAACAACAGAUGGCCAUUAAGAAGUCACCGCAUCAUCUUACGAUGCAGGGUAAUCCUCAGCAGCAGGCACAACAGGGAUUAUUGGGCAAUGCUAUGGCAUCGGCGCAUAUGACGCAACAACAACACAUGCAGCAACAGGUGUCACAGCAGCAAUACAUGCAGGUGCCGCAGCAACAAGUACAGCAGGUACAAGUACAGCAACAACAACAAAUGAUACAUAUGAGUCCUCCUAGAGGAGACUCACUUUCAAGCCCACCUCCGGUAAGUGCUUCGCAAGCUGCCAUGGUAGGACAAAGACCACCGACAAAUGCAUGUAUCCGUCACGGAUGUCCAAAUCCUGCUGUAGCCAAUAGCGAAUGGGAAGAUGAGUAUUGCAGUAAUGAGUGCGUGGUCAGCCACUGCAGGUUUGUAGAUGUCUUCACCACGUGGGUAUCAUCGAAUCAAAAUCCACAGCAGAACUUCUCCACUGUGAAAUAAGUGUUUACGCAAAAGAGGUCGAACUACGUCGUUAAAUUACAUCGAGGCUCUGUAACGUGCAGGGUCUGUUGUUAAGUAAGAUAUCUAAACUAAUGUGUAUAUAUAGGCAGCAAGAAGGAGAAUGAGAUAAAAGUAAAAGUCAGCGAGAGUACGAUCGUAAAAUAAAAAAAGAAACAAACAGGACUUAAACGGAUAUGUCACACAAUACAAUCUCGUGUAUGCGAAAGAAACAACGUAGCAUCGUCCAUCAGGAAGUGUCGUCUAAUCACGUUAUAUAUAUAUAUAUAUAUAUAUAUAUAUAUAUAUAUAUAUAUAUAUAUAUAUAUACAUUUCGGAUCAGAUAGAGAAAGCGGAUACGUUACUUUGUAGAACGGGAAGAUACGUGUAAAUUAAGAAGCCUUAUUCACAAUAAUCAAUUACUCUGGUCAAAACACUGUCUAUCUACAAAAGCUCGGGGGAUAAUAAUUAUUAGUGCGGCUUUUUAAAUACGAAAGAAAUGAGACUUGUCGAUUUUCUUUCAUAAACCGCAAUAAUAAUAAUAAUAAUAAUAUAAUAAUAAUAAUAAUUAAUAAUUAAUAAUAAUAAUAAUAAUAAUAAUAAAUAAUAAUAAUAAUAAUAUAAUAAUAAUAAUUAUAAUAAUAAUAAUAAACAUCAUUGUUUGUCGAUAGACGAGGCGUGCCAACUGUACAGUUAACAGUACGUUCGUUCAUUUAAAUUAACGAAAUCGAUUAAAAGCGGGUGGCAAUUUUUCACAAACGAUCGUGAAUAUACUUUGUGAUCGUUCACGAUGAAACGACAUAAAUAAGUGUCGUCCUUAUUCUAUGAAUUGCAUUAUUCAUACGUAAAAUGAAAAUCCUAUGUGGAUAGUUAAAUAGAGAGCAGAGAAUAUUAGUCACGCACAAUGGUGCGGGGAUAAUAAGAAAUGAAAGAGAGAGUGAGAGGGAGAGAGGGAGGUAUAUUGCAUGUAAAUAAUAAUAAUUGCGAUAAGAAAUACAUCCCAUUUAUAAUAAUAGUGAAAGAAAAGUGCGAUAAGAGAGAGAGAGAGAGAGAGAGAGAGAGAGAGAGAGAGAGAGAGAGAGAGAGAGAGGGGAUGAGUAAAAAAAAAUCGUCUGUAUAGUAAAAACUGUAUUACCUGGCAGUGCCAUGGGCCGCGGUUGUUGCAUGUUUUUCCCCCCUUCUAUACUUAGCUAGGAAUAUUAUUAAUCAUCUAGUAUGAUUAUAUUUAUAAAUAUGAACAUAUAUGUGUAAUUGGUUGGUCAAUUAUAUAUACAUGUUUAAACAAUAGAAUUCUAGCGGGUAUCAACAAAAAAGAAAAAAAAAAGAAAAAAAAAGAAGAAAAAAAAAUGAUGAUGAUGAUGAUGACGAUGAUGAUGAUGAUGAUGGUGGGUACCCAGCGAUGAAUCCGAUUCAGACUGUGUUUUUGAAUAUAAAAAGAGAUAAAUUAAGAUGGAAAGACUUGUGAAAGCAGCUAAUUCUUGUUUGCCCCUGACUUUCGUGGUUCUACCGGUAUCGUAACGUGUUUCUAAUUAAUAUUUAUCAUUUAAUACGAUCGAUCAUAUAUUAUAUAUAUGAUAAGAGUCAAAUUGAGGCAUAUCAUGGUAUUUAUUUUAUAUUCUUCGCAAUUUAUAUUUUACGGUACGAUAUAAUUAUUUGUCGCAAUUUUACAAUUCUUUUUUUCUCCACGCUAAAUACGAAUUUUAAUCGACAAUAAGCAAAUCGACGGAAAAAGAAAGCUUGUUUAAAUUAAUAACUUAAAUUAAAAAAUAACAACAGUUGGAAUGUACAAAAUGAUAAGAUAUCGUUGUUGCAUACUUGCCGCAUACAUGUUUUUGUAUUCACGUAUAUACAUACAUACAUACAUACAUACAUACAUACAUACAUACAUACAUCCAUACAUACAUACAUACAUACAUACAUACAUACAUACAUACAGAUACACACAUGUAUACUUUACAAAUAAGUUUAAGAAAGAUAUAUCAUUUCCAUAGGAAAAGAAAAAAGAAAAGUAUAGAAAAAGGCCACCUUGAAUUUGAGGCAGCCGUAACACACUUUAGUACCUAGAUAUUUUGCUAUAAUUUACGAUUUUAUUUUAUUUUUUUAAUUAUUAUUAUUAUUAUUAUUAUUAUUAUUAUUAUUAUUAUUAUUAUUAUUAAUAUUAAUAUUAUUAUUCUUUUAUACGUAUAUAGUGCAAAUUUUAUUUUACAAGUAUCAUUGUUUUUUUUUUUUCUUUCAUUCUACUUCUUUUUCUUUUUGUUUAUUUUACAUAUAACAACGAUUGAAAUAUUUAAUUUUUGCAUCGACAAAAUAUAUAUAUAUAUAUUUCUUUUAUUAUUAUUUUUUUUUUUAACUUACGGAUAUAAACAUAUUUGGCGUUUUCAUAUAUUUGUUAAAUUUGUAUGAAUAAAUGAUAUAAAGUAUAUUUGGGAAAUGAAUGUUAAUGGGCAGUUCAAGUAUAAAUUUCUUUACAUUGACGUUACUUUAACAAAUCGGUAUUUUAUAAUAUUUAUGAUCACAUAAUCACACAUACGUACACACACACACACACACACACAGAGGGAAAAAAAGAAAAACAAAGAGACAAUUCAGAUUUUGCGAAUGAAUGCGUACUUUCGCUUAUUUUUUACAACUAGUAUUUAAAAUUAUCAGUUCCAUAUUUGUGGUAAGCACCCCCAAGUCUAUCAUACGUGGGCAUAUUUUAUGGAAAGAGUCAAAAUAUAUCAGUGAAUAAUAUAUAGUCAGAUUGUUUUGAAAAAGAAAGAGUUAAAAAUUUGAAAUAAGCUUUUAAGAAAAAAAAAAGAAAAGAAAAGAAAGAUCAUCGAGUAUAAUAUAGUUAUAUAAGGAAGAUAUAUAUAUAUAUGUAUAUAUAUAUUAUGUGUAUGUAUAUAUAAAUAUAUAUAUGUCUUCCCAUACUUAUCCUUGGAGACCUCUCGAUAAUAUCUGAUCUCAAUUAUACAAUCGUGAUAAUUGUUAUUGGGUAACAGAAAAUUAUUGAACGUGUCUCGAAAAAGUAUGAGAGAGAGAGAGAAAGAGAAAGAGAGAGAGAGAAUGAAUGUGCUAAUGAAUUUUCUUUUAAUAUUCUCUUUUUAAUAUACCCACUUGUAAAUAUACAUAAAUAUAUAUUCUACAGAUUUGUAGGUUAUGUAAACAUAAUCAAUAUUGUAUUAUAUUGAUAACAGACGAUUUGUGGUAUAUAUUAUGAAAGCAUAUAAAUAUAUAAAAUAAAUAUAUAUAUAAAAAUAUAUAUAUAUAUACAGAUACAUAUACAUAUAGGAUAAUAAAAAAAAAAAUACUUAUAAUUCAUAAUUUUAAAUGAAAUAAGAUAUUGAUUAAGCCGAUUAGGCCUGUUGUGAAAUACCCAGGUAUGCGGCGUGUCAAUAAAAAAAAGUAUACAAAAGCUACACAGAAAACACAAAAUCCCCCCUGCCCCCGUAUGCGUGUAUAUCCCUUAAUACAGAAAACACAACUUUUACAUUAAUCGUAAUCGCAUAAAUCAAUAUUAAAAGAAAAAAAAAAAAAGUGAAUCUAGGAAAUAUCCAGCAUAUAUUGUAGUACUAGCACUACGCAUCAAAUGCUAAUAUAUGAUGGUAAUUUGCAAUGAAUUUAUGUUAAUUUUUAUUGUUUUCUGUACAAAGACAUAAUUAAACGAUUUCAAUCUCAAA